GCUGAAGUCCAACCCCUCCUAUCUGAGAGAGCUGGACCUGAGUAACAACAACAUGCAGGAUUCAGGAGUGAAGAAGCUGUGUGGUUUUCUGGAGAGUCUAGGAUGUGGACUUGGAACUCUGAGAUUGAAGGACUGUGGUUUGUCAGAGAUCAGCUGUGAUUAUCUGGUAGCAGCGCUGAAGUCCAACCCUUCCCAUCUGAGAGAGCUGGACAUGAGUGGAAACUGCAACCUGCAGGAACCAGAUGUGAAGCAGCUGUGUGAGCUUAAGGAGAGUCCAGACUGCAGACUGGAGGUGCUGUGGUGGAGACAUCUAAGCUUCAAAGAGAAGAAGGUGAAGAAGACCAAGAGUUAA
Molecule: messenger RNA, 352 nt
Organism: Haplochromis burtoni (Burton's mouthbrooder)
Lineage: Eukaryota; Metazoa; Chordata; Actinopteri; Cichliformes; Cichlidae
Product: NACHT, LRR and PYD domains-containing protein 1a-like
Exons: 4
Coding region: 53-352 (99 amino acids)
Source: RefSeq, a predicted model, not a curated record